CCGCGUUUGUGAACCUCUGCUGUAGAUACUGAUCACAGCAUCCUCCAAUGCCUGCAAUCCACAAUGCUGCGAGACCCAUAUACUGCACACAAUGCACAUCCACACACACACACAGAGAGGUUACUGGCGUGCACUACCCUCAGACACGUGAAGCUGGCCGCAUCCCUGCAGCGGGAGGGGCAUCAGAGAGGCAGCAUCAUCCUGCGGGAAGUCCCACGAUCAGGGAGGCUAAAAAUACUGCCCUACCGCCGGCCGGCGGUGCGCCGUGUGGUCCCGCCUGCUGCUGCUCACUGCAGUGCCUGCUCUGCGGCGCCCCCUGCUCUCUCUCAUCAGCUGAGUGGUCCAUGCUGCAGCCGGGACAUGCUGACAUUCCUCCUAGUGUCUGGUGGCUCCAUCUGGCUGCUUAUGGAGUUUGCCAUAUCCAUACUGGAGAAGAUGCAGGCACAGGAAAUCUUGCGGAGUUUGAGGCUACUGGAGUUUGAUGACUUUAGCAGAUUCUUCCACGGUGUUCCAGCAGCCACAUUUGUGGGAUUAGGUGCCUUUGCUGCAGUCAUCGCGUACUGGUUCGCCAGUCGACCCAAAGCCGUCAAACCACCAUGCAACCUCCUAAUGCAGUCAGAAGAAGUAGAGGGCAGUAAUGGUGCUCGCCAUUCUGUGCUAGGUGACGGCCCACACCUGCUUACACACUACUAUGAUGAUGCAAGGACAAUGUACGAGGUCUUCCAGAGAGGACUACACAUAUCUGAAAAUGGUCCAUGUCUAGGAUCAAGGAAACCCAACCAGCCGUAUGAAUGGCUAUCAUAUAAGGAGGUAUCAGACAGAGCAGAAUGUUUAGGAUCAGGAUUACUACACCAGGGGUGCAAGCCUUCAUCUGACCAGUUCAUUGGGGUUUUUGCACAGAACCGGCCAGAGUGGAUAAUCUCUGAGCUCGCCUGCUAUACAUAUUCCAUGGUAGUCAUUCCUUUGUACGACACUCUAGGUCCUGGUGCCAUCCGCUAUAUUAUUAACACAGCUGAUAUAUCAACAGUAAUAUGUGACAAACCGGAGAAAGUGAAAGUCCUCCUGGAACAUGUGGAGAAAGGAGAGACCCCAGGGCUGAAGUCUGUUGUUAUCAUAGACUCUGUGGAUCAGCAGCUGGUGAAGAGAGGACGGAAUUGUUCUGUGCGCAUUCAGUCUAUGCAAGAACUGGAGGAUUGUGGCAGGAAAAACAGAAGAUCCCCAAUUCCACCUACACCUGAAGAUCUGUCUAUUGUGUGUUUUACUAGUGGCACUACAGGCAAUCCCAAAGGUGCCAUGCUGACCCACGGCAAUGUAGUGGCAGACUUCUCCGGCUUUCUGAAAGUGACAGAGAAAGUGAUAUUUCCGAAACAGGACGAUGUGCUCAUCUCCUUCUUGCCUCUGGCUCACAUGUUUGAGAGAGUAAUACAGAGUCAGUGGUCCCCAACAUCUGAGGAUGUACACAUUUCCUAUUUGCCUUUGGCACACAUGUUUGAGAGAAUGGUGCAGUCGGUGGUGUAUUGUCACGGAGGGCGCAUUGGGUUCUUCCAAGGUGACAUUCGUCUGUUAUCGGAUGACAUGAAGACUUUGCGGCCCACCAUUUUCCCGGUUGUACCAAGACUGUUGAAUAGAAUGUAUGACAAGAUCUUUAGCCAAGCAGAUACACCCAUUAAGCGAUGGAUUCUUGAAUUUGCAUCUCGAAGGAAGGAAGCUGAAGUGCGACGAGGAGUCAUUCGAAAUAACAGUCUGUGGGACAGACUACUCUUUAAUAAAGUGCAGGCCAGCCUUGGGGGACGUGUCAGGAUGAUUGUAACAGGAGCCGCACCUGCAUCUCCCACAGUUCUGGCAUUUCUGCGGGCAGCCCUGGGAUGUCAGGUGUAUGAAGGCUAUGGACAGACAGAAUGUACAGCUGGCUGCACUUUUACCACCCCUGGGGACUGGACAUCAGGUCAUGUUGGUGCACCACUGCCGUGCAAUUAUAUCAAACUAGUCGAUGUGGAGGAGAUGAACUAUUUUUCUUCUAAAGGAGAAGGGGAGAUAUGCGUAAAAGGACCCAAUGUUUUUAAAGGGUACCUUAAAGAUAAAGAGAAGGCGGCAGAAGCCUUAGAUCAGGAUGGCUGGCUUUACACUGGAGACAUUGGAAAGUGGUUACCGAAUGGAACUCUAAAGAUUAUUGACCGGAAAAAGCAUAUAUUUAAACUUGCACAAGGAGAGUACAUAGCACCAGAGAAAAUUGAGAACAUCUAUAUUCGCAGUGAGCCUGUAUCCCAAAUAUAUGUCCAUGGGGACAGUCUGCAAGCCUUUCUAGUUGGCAUUGUUGUCCCAGAUGCGGAAGUGAUGCCAGGAUGGGCAAAGAAGAAAGCUUUUGAAGGGUCAUUUGCUGAACUAUGCAACAAUUUGGAACUAAAAAAAGCAAUAAUGACUGAUAUGGUGAGACUAGGGAAAGAGAGUGGACUCCAUUCAUUUGAGCAGGUGAAAGCAAUUCACAUCCAUAGAGAGAUGUUCACAGUACAGAACGGUUUGUUGACACCAACGCUGAAGGCAAAAAGACCGGAACUCAGAGACUUCUUCAAACAAGAGAUAGAGGAGCUGUACGCGUCUGUGUCUGUGUAACAGAUUGCCAGCACAGCACCUACUGUCAUGCACAUACUGUAGGAUACUAAAUACAGUAUUUUUCUGUUUGGAUUUUAUCUUCUGUAACACAGUCAGUCAGAGUACUGGGAAUGCAUAAAAGCAAUUACAGAGGUUAUUGUUUUACAGCAUUAAUGGUACAGCAGUGUUUUACUGUACAUCAGACUAAAGACUAAUACACAUAGUACAGUAAGUUAACACAGUUCCGAUGAGGACAUUCUUUUUUUCUGGACAGAAAGUAUUUUUAGAAAUAAGUUACUGUUAAAUAACUAAUGUCCGAUUCAUUGCACGAAAUGUAAGACAAACACCACAUUGACCUGUUUUCUGGAUUGCAAGGACAGUGGUGUCCUUUUUCUAUAUAGCAUUAUGCAAAUGCUGUGUAAAAUGUUUAAAUAUUAAAACAAAUAAUAAUUUUCAAUAAAAUAACUAUGAUAAUGAUAUAA
Pseudophryne corroboree (corroboree frog) is the source of this 3071-nucleotide messenger RNA. RefSeq names its product acyl-CoA synthetase long chain family member 6 (gene ACSL6). The transcript has 22 exons. Gene Ontology annotation, cellular component: membrane; endoplasmic reticulum. Bases 64 to 2610 code for a protein of 848 amino acids. The record is from RefSeq and is a predicted model, not a curated record. NCBI's taxonomy places the organism in Eukaryota, Metazoa, Chordata, Amphibia, Anura, Myobatrachidae. Gene Ontology annotation, molecular function: long-chain fatty acid-CoA ligase activity. Gene Ontology annotation, biological process: long-chain fatty acid metabolic process.